CGAAAAUAACCUAUGUCACGUGAUAGACAUGUGAAUAUAAACAUUUAACAUGCUAAUUUUUGACACUUACCCACCAGCAAAAUGUCACAGUCAGCGGCAUCGAGCAAAGAAAAGUGCAUUGAUGGAUACAAAUAUUUAUUUAACAAGGACUUACUGAAGGGCCAGGUGGCUUUUGUAACAGGCGGAGGAACGGGCAUUGGUUUUACUAUUGCUGAAGUUCUCAUGAGCUUUGAAGGGUGCAUUUUAAGAGGAAUAAAGAACAAAGUUUCCUUAAUAAGUCUAAUCAAGAUUGUUCAGCAUGCUGUUCGCUUUCAAAGCCUAUUGCUAUUAGAGAAACUGUUAGCGAACAGCAUGGAUCCUGACCAGGCUGGUCUGGAUCCAUGCUGGUCGCAAAGCCACUAUAUUCGUUUUCACAUGGCUCGGCUCAGUUAUGAUUUUAAAAUCUGUUGUUUAUUUUACCAGCCAAAGAAGGUUCAAGCAGCUGUUGGUGAGGCGAUGAGAAGAUUUGGAAAAAUCAACUUCCUUAUCAAUAGUGCAGCAGGUAACUUUCUGUGUCCAGCUGAAGGUUUGUCCUUCAAUGCAUUUAGGACAGUGAUGGACAUUGAUACCAUGGGAACAUUUAAUACCACAAAAGUUGUCUUUGAUGAAUACAUGAAGAAACAUGGAGGUGUAAUAAUAAAUGUAACAGCCACACUACAAGUCAGAGGUCAGGUGUAUCAACUUCAUGCUGGCUGUGCCAAAGCUGCUAUAGAAACGAUGACCAAACAUCUUGCAGUGGAAUGGGGAGAGAAGGGGAUACGAGUGAUGUGUGUUGCCCCUGGUCCAAUAUCUGAUACAGAAGGCUUCAGCAGACUUGGAGGAAAAACAAUAUCGGAUGAAUAUGUAAAGAAUAUUCCUAUACAGCGUCUGGGUAAACGGGAAGAUAUAGCCAAUACCGUGCUGUACUGUGUCAGCGACGCUGCACAGUUGUUGACUGGUACCACUGUGAUUGCCGAUGGUGGUGCUUGGUUAACAAGUGAAAACAGUCUGCGAAGAGUACGACGUAUAAUGGAAAUGCAUGCAAAAAUGUGAAUAGCAGUUUCAAAGAAAGGAAUGAGGUGCAAAAUGUGCAAUGUUCAAGAAUUGUUGUAUCGUUAAAAAUGUAGCUAUUGUUUUAUCCGCCGUUUCUGUAACAAGGGUUUUCCUUGAAAAGACAAUACCAUCUGUAUAUUAUACAUAAUUCUAAAGAACUCUAAGGGAGGUAAUAGGAACUUUUUAAUUUUUCAAAAUAUCUUAAUUAGUUUUAAAUUUAUUGUCAGAAAAAGAUUUCGCCAGGGUAUUUUCUGUUGUAAAUUUCUGUAAUUGUUUACUAUAAAAAGCAAAAUAAAAUCAGUUCUGACUUUAUUUGUGAAUGGAUUAUAUAUACAUCUAAGUUAGCAGAAAAGCAGCAUUUGUAUGAAUUUGUUUUUAAAAUAUUCUCUCUCUCUUUUCAAAAUUGCGAAUUCGCUCGAUUUUUACAAUGGGGGAAUACAUUGUUGGCCGUAAAAGUAAGGUUAUUAAAGACAUUUAAAGAAUUCAAAUAGACCCUACUACCACCCGUGGAGACCUUUAGAUUGAUAUAUAGUUAUAUCUGAAUCUUGCAGUUUACAAAAAGCUGGUGGAUUGAACAGUAAUGUUUUACAUAAAUAUUUUUAUGCAAAUAUGAAAUUGUUAUUCCAGAUUGUCAUUAAUGUGGUUUUAUUGAAAAAAGGAAAAACUGUUUAUUUUAAGUGGUGAUCAAGAUCUCAGAUAUGUGUCAUAAAUUGUUAUAUGUUUAUUCCAGAAUGUGGAAUAAUGUAUGUUUGCUAGCCAUCAGUAUUUUCCAUAUCUGUAUAUAAUACAGUAAAAUAUACAAAAUUA
Messenger RNA from Mercenaria mercenaria, 1878 nucleotides. RefSeq names its product peroxisomal 2,4-dienoyl-CoA reductase [(3E)-enoyl-CoA-producing]-like. Gene Ontology annotation, molecular function: 2,4-dienoyl-CoA reductase (NADPH) activity. The record is from RefSeq and is a predicted model, not a curated record. NCBI's taxonomy places the organism in Eukaryota, Metazoa, Mollusca, Bivalvia, Venerida, Veneridae. Gene Ontology annotation, biological process: fatty acid catabolic process. The coding region runs from base 82 to 1071 and encodes 329 amino acids. The transcript is spliced from 8 exons.